UCCCCAUACAGCUCAUUCACGGGUUCAUUCUUUCCCACUUACAUAAAUUAAACCAUUGGACAGGAUCCAUCAAAUAAAAGGUGCAUUUUCUUCAGAGAAUACAGACAUUUCCCCUGGCUUGCCAAGAGCUGCGUAGAGCAUUGUUUUUUAAAACAUUGUACAGUCUGUAAGCUCUCGAAUGUAUUUGAAGAAAAAUAGCCUGUUCUGCUGAAUAACUGAUCGAUUUGGCGAGAUUAAAAAUCGGGGGCUUUUUCUUGACUAAAUCGACCACCUGCCUCCUUCGACAACAAUAGCAAAAGCUGUUCCGAAAAGACAUUGACGAGGUUGGCUAUUUUUGGUUUUGAUUGCACUCAUCUUUUCGGCUUGCGGAUUGCCUUCCUUCCCAAGCGUUUUCUGUAGCAACGGCGCCUUGCAGAACGAAUCGUUUGGAUCGACGCUUUUCUACAAGGGCUUCUGCUCAGCGCAAUUCGUUCCACGGCAGCGGCAGACUCAAACAUAGACAAGAACAUUAGAGAAACGGCUGAUUUGGCCUAGAGGCGACAAAUCAGACAAACAUUUGCGAAAAAGAAAGCGAUUCAUGUGCAGGGAUAUUCGACGAGCUGGCUGCAACCAGAUUGUGUCAAAAGGAUGGGAUAUGUCAACAAAACCGUCAAAAGAUACACGUUCUUGUUUUGGAUUGCCUAUCUAGUGCUUCUUGUUGAGGGUAAGAGAGCGAAGCAACCCAGGUGCCCAUCAUCUUGUACGUGCACCAAAGAUAAUGCCCUGUGUGAAAACAUAAGGACGGUUCCUCGCAGCUUUCCUCCAGAUGUCGUCUCACUAUCUUUUGUAAAAUCUGGAUUCAACGAAAUAGCAGAAUCAAGCUUCUCACAUACGCCGGCCCUCCAGCUUCUCUUGUUCACAGCCAAUACAUUUGAUUCUAUUAACGAUGAUGCUUUCCUCGGUCUACCCCAUCUGGAAUAUCUGUUUAUCGAGAACAACAAAAUCAAGUCCAUAUCACCAUAUGCUUUCAGAGGGUUAAAAUCCCUGAUACACUUGAGCCUGGCCAACAAUAACCUGCAGACACUACCAAAAGAUGUUUUCAAGGGAAUGGAUGCUUUAACAAAAGUGGAUCUCAGAGGCAACAUCUUCACGUGUGACUGCAAACUGAAGUGGCUGGUGGAUUGGAUGUAUAACACCAAUGCAACUGUGGAUCAGAUUGACUGCAACGGGCCUCCACUGUACCAAGGGAAGAAAAUCAAUGACCUCGUGCCACAGUCAUUUGACUGCAUAACAACAGAAUUUGCCGCGUAUCAGUCUCUAAAAUUUGAGUCCAUUUCCGUGGAGUCUUUUUCUUUUGGCAAUGAUCAAUAUAUCGUGUUUGCCCAGCCCUUCGUUGGAACUUGCAGCUUCCUGGAAUGGGAUCAUGUUGAAAUGGUCUUCCGAAAUUAUGACAACAUUGACAGUACAUCCACCGUAGUUUGCAAACCCUUGGUCAUUGACAACCAGCUGUUUAUUAUAGUGGCCCAGCUCUUUGGCGGCUCUCACAUCUACAAGCGGGACAUGUCAGCAAAUAAGUUCAUCAAGAUCCAGGACAUCGACAUCCUGAAAAUACGGAAGCCCAACGACGUGGAGAUUUUCCGCAUCGACGGAGAGUCCUACUUCGUCAUCGCCGACAGCUCCAAGGCGGGCUCCACCACCGUGUACAAGUGGAACGGGAACGGCUUCUACUCGCACCAGUCCCUCCACCCGUGGUACCGCGACACGGACGUGGAGUACCUGGAGAUCGCAAACAAGCCCCACCUGAUCCUGUCCAGCAGCUCCCAGCGGCCCGUCAUUUACCAGUGGAGCAAGAGCCAGAAGCUGUUCGACCGCCGCACGGACAUCCCCGAGAUGGAGGACGUGUACGCCGUCAAGCACUUCCGGGUCAAGGCCGAGCUCUACAUCUGCAUGACCCGCUUCAUCGGCGACUCCAAGGUGAUGCGCUGGGACGGCUCCAUGUUCACCGAGAUGCAGACCGUGCCCUCGCGCGGCUCCAUGGUCUUCCAGCCCUUCUCCGUCGACAGCUGGCAGUACGCGAUCCUCGGAAGUGACUACUCCCUGACGCAGGUCUAUCGCUGGGAGGCCAAGAGGAAUCAGUUUGUCCACUUCCAGGAACUGAACAUUCAGGCACCGAGGGCAUUCUCCCUCGUUUCCAUUGACAAGCGUGAGUUCUUGCUCGCUUCCAGCUUUAAAGGGAAAACUCAGAUUUAUGAACACCUCAUGAUUGACCUGAGCAAUUGAUAGACUGUGGACAAGGCAUGUGUUGGAAAGCCACCCUGUAUGGACUUGGACUUGUUGUAAGACUAUAUGCAUGAUAAAGCCCAUUAAUAAUACUUCCAGAUGAAUGCCUUGCUAGAAAUAUCCAUCUUUUUCUUUUUGUCAUCAUAUACAGUACUACAGCGCUUUUUAAAUAUUCUUUUUUUUUAAGCCAUUGUUAAUGUAUUUUCUGCGACUACAAGUCGUACACACACUUUUGCAAUCACAUCUGUUAUUGACAAGGGGGGGGG
This is a messenger RNA of Anguilla rostrata (American eel), 2525 nucleotides long. RefSeq names its product leucine-rich, glioma inactivated 1b (gene lgi1b). Lineage: Eukaryota; Metazoa; Chordata; Actinopteri; Anguilliformes; Anguillidae. The transcript has 8 exons. The record is from RefSeq and is a predicted model, not a curated record. Gene Ontology annotation, molecular function: protein binding. Bases 628 to 2259 code for a protein of 543 amino acids. Gene Ontology annotation, biological process: myelination.